Molecule: messenger RNA, 2557 nt
Organism: Zingiber officinale
Lineage: Eukaryota; Viridiplantae; Streptophyta; Magnoliopsida; Zingiberales; Zingiberaceae
Product: serine/threonine-protein kinase BLUS1-like
Exons: 20
Coding region: 216-2288 (690 amino acids)
Biological process (GO): protein phosphorylation
Molecular function (GO): protein serine/threonine kinase activator activity; ATP binding; protein kinase activity
Source: RefSeq, a predicted model, not a curated record
CAUUCCAAAUUGCACCGAUGAGCGCGCAAGUCUCCAAUUGCGAUCUCGCCACGAGGAUGAGAUGACCAUGCACAGAGCGAGAAACCCUCCUCCUCCUAUUCCCCUCCAAAUCUAGCUACUCUCUCGCGAUCCAAAUCCCACAUUUUCCCCUUUACGAUUGUAGUUGCUGUCGUUUGGGGAUCGGGGCCGUCUCUUUGCGGUGGGCCGCGGCGACAAUGGUGGACGGGAAGAUGGAGAGGAAGAAGUAUCCGAUCCGGGCGGAAGACUACGAGCUGUUCGAGGUAGUGGGGCAGGGCGUCAGCGCGCAGGUCUACCGAGCCCGCUGCAUCCCCUUGGACGAUACCGUCGCCAUCAAGAUCCUGGAUUUCGAGAGGAACAACAGCGAUUUGAGUAAUAUCUCCAGGGAGGCACAAACUAUGAUCUUGAUCGACCACCCGAAUGUUCUCCGGGCACAUUGUUCGUUUGUGAAUGGUCAUAACUUGUGGGUUGUCAUGCCUUACAUGGCGGGUGGUUCUUGCCUUCACAUAAUGAAAUCUGUGUACCCCCAUGGAUUUGAGGAAACUGUGAUAGCGACAAUACUAAAAGAUGUUCUGAAAGGUUUGGAAUAUCUCCAUCACCAUGGGCAUAUACACCGUGAUGUGAAGGCUGGAAACAUUUUAGUUGACACACGAGGUGCCAUAAAAUUAGGGGAUUUUGGGGUUUCUGCUUGUCUAUUUGAUUCAGGCGACCGACAGCGCACAAGGAAUACCUUUGUCGGAACACCUUGCUGGAUGGCACCUGAGGUGAUGGAGCAAUUACAUGGUUAUGAUUUCAAAGCUGACAUAUGGUCAUUUGGAAUUACUGCUUUGGAGCUUGCUCAUGGUCAUGCUCCAUUUUCAAAAUAUCCUCCAAUGAAGGUUCUUCUCAUGACCUUGCAAAAUGCUCCUCCAAGCCUUGACUAUGAGAGAGACAAGAAAUUCUCAAGGAGUUUCAAACAUAUGAUCGCUACAUGUUUAGUAAAAGAUCCAUCAAAAAGACCUUCAGCACAGAAGCUAUUAAAACAACCUUUCUUCAAGCAAGCCAAGUCACAUGAUUAUCUAGUGCGAAAAAUUUUGGAGGGCUUGCCUACUCUUGGUGAUCGUCAUCAAGCUUUGAAGGCCAAAGAAGAAGACUUACUUGCUCAAAAGAAGAUGCCCUAUGGCAAGAAGGAGGAAAUAUCUCAGAACGAGUACAAAAGAGGAAUCAGUGGUUGGAACUUUGAUACUGAAGACUUGAAAUAUCAAGCUUCCUUGAUUUCAGAAAAUGAUGAAAAUAAAGAGUCAAAUGGUUGUCAAAUAUUCGAGAUUGAUACUUUGCAAGAAAGAAACCCAGAAUCCAUGUCCUCUUGUUCCAGUUUUACACUUAAGGAUGAUGAUCAAUUUGAAGAUGCAUUCUCGAGCAAAUUAAAUCCCUCGUUGCCUGAUAAAAAUCCAUGUAAUCAGAGAAUUAAAGUUGAAGUCUUGGACAAUGAGCUUAAGUUGGCAGAUAUAAGCGAUCAAAAUGUUGUCCAUUUUGGCUUUGUUUUAAACCAAAAUGAGACAACAUUUGAUGCUAACAGAAAUUGUGCAACAGAAGUUGAUCAAAAUCAAAAGGAAAAUACUUUAUGUGAAAGCCAUGAACCAAAGGCUUCUACAAGUUCAUCCUCAUUAGAAGUUCUUCCCUCAUCCAAGCCUGAAAGUCUGGCUCAGAAGCCCCAAAACGAGCUCCAAAAUAUGGAAAAUUGCAAUGGAGGUUUAGCGCCGCCAUUAAUUGAUUCAAUAAAAUCAACAUGCACAGCAUCAUCUUGUGAUGAAAUUGAUGACAAAUCAAAGUCUCCACUUGUGCAGCAAAAGGGUCGCUUUAAAGUGACAUCAGAAAGUGUUGAUUUAGAUAAAACUUCUGCACCUUGCCUUCAGAAGAGUCAAAGUAUGCUGGUGUUUACUCAUCUUUCUUCACCAACUAUGCAAUCAACUAUCGAUUCUGCUCCAACUUUAGGAUGUUCUAUGUUGUCACAAUUGCAUCAGAUGUUACAAACAAAUAUGGUUCAAAAGGAUAAUAUCCUUUCUAUGAUGAGACAAUUGAGCACAGGUGAUUCAUCACCAAUUUCCAAUGUUCUAUCUGGCCGUGCGACUGACGUGUCCUCAUCUGGACAAACAACUAUGAACGAGAAGUCCUUGCUUGAAGUAGCUCACGAAAGGGAGAAGGAACUGUUGCAAGAGAUAGCUGAACUGCAUUGGAAAUUAGCAUCCAUGCAAGAUGAACUACAAAAACUUAAAAUGAGGAAUGACUAGGUAGAUGUUUGAACAAUAGCUUUCUCGACUAUGAUACAGCAAAUCGUAAUUCUUCCUUAGCACUACAAAGAAUGAAGAUGGAAAUGUAAAAUGUAGGAUUAUAUUUCCUUUUUUCUAAUGUUUUGUUUUAGUUCAAAACAAAUGCCAGUAGAAAGGCUCUACUGCUCCAACAAUAAGGACCUGAGAUGUUAUGCUAAGAAAUGCCUCAGAGUUGAAUUAGUUUGGUAAAAGGUGCCAUUGUUCAUCAUAAUCCUCAAUAUUUGUGUAAU